This is a messenger RNA of Erigeron canadensis, 1872 nucleotides long. RefSeq names its product sterol 3-beta-glucosyltransferase UGT80B1. The coding region runs from base 127 to 1683 and encodes 518 amino acids. Gene Ontology annotation, molecular function: UDP-glycosyltransferase activity. The transcript has 16 exons. NCBI's taxonomy places the organism in Eukaryota, Viridiplantae, Streptophyta, Magnoliopsida, Asterales, Asteraceae. The record is from RefSeq and is a predicted model, not a curated record.
CAGUAAAAUUCAGCUCAAAAUAAUACUUCAAUAAGCUCAAUCAGCAAAAAAGCUCAUUUGCACAAGAAUUCGCAGAAUUUAUACAUUACAAAGCUUCAUCAACAGGAAGGAGCGAAGGUCACAAUAAUGGCUACGAUGAGAAGGCAGCCUAAAGCUGUUUUUAUGGCCUUUGGGACAAAAGGCGACGUGUACCCAAUAGCUGCAAUCGCCACAGCUUUUGCAUCUGACCAGGUGCAGUACCAUGUGGUUUUUAUAACACAUUCUGCACAUGAGGACUUAAGAGAGCAUCUAAGCAGUGAAAAUAUAUCAUGUUUUACUGUUUCAUCUCCUCCUGCUCUUUCUCCCUGCGAAGAUAACAAUACUUCAGGUUCUGUGCAGUUUUCCUUCAAUGAAAAGAAACAGAAAUUUAAAGCAGAACAUAGACAAGAAUGUAUCGUCAUAUUCGAAAAUAUAUUUGGUGAUAUCCCGUCCAUGGAGGGCGAUCUAGUUAUAAUAAACUUUUUUGCAUUGGAAGGUUGGAGCCUUGCCGAGCUUUUUAAAGUUUGCUGCGUAGUAGCAGCUCCUUAUGUUGUUCCUUAUAGUGCUCCUUCAUCGUUUGAACAGAAAUUUAGUGAAGAGCUUCCCCUUUUAUAUGAAUAUCUUCAAACUGCUCCAAGUGAGAAGAUUGGCUGGAAAGAUGUUGCCCACUGGAUGUGGCCUCUUUUUACUGAAGAUUGGGGAACAUGGAGAGCUACGAAGGUAAAGCUAAGUCCCUUGCCUUUCACUGAUCCAGUUACAAGUCAUCCAGUGUGGUACAGCAGGCCACCUUCUCCUUUGCUACUGUAUGGUUUCAGCAAAGAAGUUGUAGAAUGCCCUGGUUAUUGGCCUUCAAAUGUUCAUGCUUGUGGCUUCUGGAGUCUUCCUAUGGAGUGGCAGUUCUCUUGCAAAGAAUGUGCAAAAAUUCCAGUCUUAACCUCUUCAGAGAAUUUGAACAUGAAAGCUGAGCUGUGCCCAGCUCACACUGAACUGCAACACUUUUUAAAUGCUCCAGAAUCACUACCACCGAUUUUCAUUGGCUUGAGUUCUAUUGGAAGCAUGGGCUUUAUGAGAAAACCUCAGUUGCUUAUUCAAGUUCUUCAAAGUGUGAUAGAGGUAACCAGUUAUCGGUUUAUUCUUUUCUCAUCUGGACAUGGACCACUGGAUGCUGCAACAAGUGUGCUUGCUGCAGCAACAUCAUCACUUUCAGAAAAAGGAGAAUUUACGAAGGACGGAAUUUUGCUGUUUAGUGGCCGCCUUUUUUGUUUCUCAGGUUCUGUACCUUACAAGUGGUUGUUUCCGAAAUGUGCUGCUGCUAUACAUCACGGGGGCAGUGGAUCAACCGCAGCAGCUUUACAUGCAGGAAUUCCACAGAUAGUGUGCCCGUUUAUGCUUGAUCAAUUUUAUUGGGCAGAGAGGAUGUUUUGGGUGGGAGUUUCGCCAGAACCUCUAAAGAGGAAUCAGUUGCUUCCGAAUGAAGAUGAUGAAAUUAGCAUAAAGGAAGCUGCAAAUUCUCUUGCCAGAUCAAUUGAUUAUGCUUUAUCUGCUAAAGUGAAAUCAAAAGCCUUAGAAAUAGCUCGAAGAUUGUCUUCUGAGGAUGGCGUGGUGGAAGCAGUGCAGAUAUUAAAAGCAAGUAUUUCGAGCCAAUCUUUUACCAGAAGACCAUAAACUUGAAGCUUGAGAAGGUUAUUCAACAAUACACUCUAAACUUAUGAUGUUAAAGAUUUAAAUGUGGCUUGGAACUGAGCUUAAGUCUUCAAACAAUGUUGUAUGUUAAUACUGUUAAUAUUUGUGAUGCAUAAAACUCGGUGUAUACUGUUAAUGAAUUGCAUUAGAAGAUGAAAAGAAAUUACUAUA